Messenger RNA from Haplochromis burtoni (Burton's mouthbrooder), 3440 nucleotides. RefSeq names its product D(1)-like dopamine receptor. Lineage: Eukaryota; Metazoa; Chordata; Actinopteri; Cichliformes; Cichlidae. The transcript has a single exon. The record is from RefSeq and is a predicted model, not a curated record. Gene Ontology annotation, biological process: adenylate cyclase-activating adrenergic receptor signaling pathway. Gene Ontology annotation, cellular component: membrane. The coding region runs from base 59 to 1540 and encodes 493 amino acids. Gene Ontology annotation, molecular function: G protein-coupled receptor activity.
UGCACGGAGGACAAACGGCUUUCCUCGCGGAUAUUAAUGCGCUCUGUCACUUUGCGUGAUGGAGAACUUUACCAUGUGGAGUAAUUUCACUCGAGUUCUGUCAGAGCUGGACGGGACGGAGGAGGACGAGGAUGGGGAAGAGGACGGGGGAGGGAUCGGCGGACUGCGCGUCCUCGUCGCCUGCGUGCUCUUCCUGCUCAUCGUGUCCACGUUGCUCGGGAACACGCUCGUGUGCGCAGCCGUGAUAAAGUUCCGCCACCUGCGCUCCAAAGUCACCAACUUCUUCGUCAUCUCUCUGGCCGUGUCCGACCUGUUCGUGGCCGUGCUCGUGAUGCCGUGGGAGGCCAUCACUGAGGUGACCAACACGUGGCUGUUUGGACGCUUUUGUGACGUCUGGAUCGCCUUUGACAUCAUGUGCUCCACAGCGUCCAUCCUCAACCUGUGCAUCAUCAGCGUGGACCGCUACUGGGCCAUCUCCAGCCCCUUCAAGUACGAGCGGAAAAUGACUCAUCGCGUGGCGUUUGUCAUGAUCGGGGUGGCGUGGACGCUGUCCAUUCUGAUCUCCUUCAUCCCCGUGCAGCUCAACUGGCACCGGGCCGGGGAGGAGGAGCGGGAGGUGGCGAUGGAGGAGAUGGCGGCGAUAAUGGCCGCCAGCGGAAAGAACUUCACAAACUUGAGCAGCUUCAACUCGAGCGACGUCGCCGCCCAGAGUUGUGUGGCCAACCUGAACAAGACCUACGCCAUCUCCUCCUCCUUUAUCAGCUUUUACAUCCCAGUGGUGAUCAUGAUCGCCACCUACACCCGGAUCUACCGAAUCGCUCAGACCCAGAUCCGUCGGAUCAUGUCUUUGGAGCGGGCGGCAGAGCAGGCGCAGCACCAAGGCCACGGCGUGAACAGGAACCAGCAGCAUGUGCAGCGGCCCGGCGACGAGGCCUCGCUGAAGUCCUCGUUCAAAAAGGAAACCAAAGUCCUGAAGACGCUUUCAAUCAUCAUGGGCGUGUUCGUGUUUUGUUGGCUGCCCUUCUUUGUCCUCAACUGCACCGUCCCCUUCUGCGACCCGCCGUGCGUCAGCGACACCACCUUCACCGUCUUCGUCUGGUUCGGCUGGGCCAACUCGUCCCUCAACCCGGUCAUCUACGCGUUCAACGCAGACUUCCGCCGAGCUUUCGCCAGCAUCCUGGGCUGCGGCCGAGUCUGCUCGAACAACGCGGUGGAGGCGGUGAACUUAAGCAACGAACUGGUUUCCUACCACCAUGACACCACCCUCCACAAGGAGGCGCUGGUCCCCGCUCAGCCGCAGCAGCAUCCCCGCAACAUUAACGUCAGCUCGGACCACCUGGAGGACAUGAGCGCACAUUUUGACGAGGAGUCGAUCAUCUCCAACGGUUCUCCGAGCCACAACAGACUGCUGCUGCUUCCCGCAACCAUCCAGUAUGAGGAAGACCCAGAGAUUUCCUUGGAAACAAUCACACCGUUCACCUCAGCUCCAGGGCUGGAGAGUGAUGCUCUGAUACCAGGACAAGUCCACCAGGACGGAUAGGACAGACACAAUGUUUGGACAUUCCUCCAUGAUGUGUGCUCCUGAUUCAUUUAAAGUUGUGGACUUUAGAACUUCAUAAUUUGGGUUAUUGAUCUGAAACUGGCUAAAAUCACCACUGAGCACAAAGAAUGUAUAAUCUCCACGUUCAUCCUAUUAUAGCCUGUCACGAAGGGACAGAUGGUGCUUGAAAAAACGUUGUCUUGACAAGUCUGAUGGCUGAUAUCUGGAGCUCUGAGGUCUCUCCAGACGAAUGUCCCAUUAACAACUCAAUAGUUGCGCCUGAACAAGUCAUUAAAAUUGCACUAAAACUUCCUUCUCAUUUAAACUCUUUAAAUGAGAGUCCAGUGACACCACCUGCUGGUUUGUAAAGUCCAGUUCUGAAGCCUCAAACUGAGCGUUUCUGACAUGCUAACCAGGCGUGACGAGCUUCUUUCUCACUAUAACAUUUUCAGCGGGGAUCAACUGCUGAGACGAAAAUGCCCUGUUUCACGUAGAUAAAUAUAAAAAAAGAAAAACAGAGCUGUAAUGCACUUUUUCUUAGUGCGAGGAACUGAGCACUCUGUGAUUCCCAAAUCACAGCAGUAUACGCACUAAGUAGAUGCGCCCUAAAUCAUACCCCUGCUUUACUGUCCAUUUAACUUUUUAUGGGACCAUAAUUUAUAAAAAUAAACAUUUUAUGUCCAGUAAGAUGUAAAACUAGGAAUUGAGACCAUAAACUCAUCAGAUAAGUUUUCACUGAAGUCAUUUAUCAAGUGAGAAGGGGAGCCAUUUUCCCAUCGUGUUAAAUAUGACCCAAUUUCUUUUUCCCGCUGGCCUUUAGAAAGAACGCAGGUUCGAGGCCCUCCAGCGUUGGCUGGAUCUAUCGAGCCUGAUAUUAAAUAACAGGCGGGAAACUCAAGCUACUCUUAAAUGCCAGCAUCCUAAUUUAUAUAUUUUUAACAUCCUGUUUGCUGCUGUAUUUUGUAUUUUGUUUGUUUUUUCAUGUUUUCUUUAGGUUGUUUAAAUAGAAACAAAUUUAUGUGUGUGGAAAUGUGACCUCCUGACAAAAAGCCUGUGCAAACCCAGUGCAGACACGAUCGUUUAAACCCAUAUUUAUUCACAGUAGAACACAGAAAACAUAUCAGAUGUUUAAGCGUAGACAGUUUGAAGUCGAUGGCAGCAACAUGCCUCAAAACAUCCAUGAUGGGAGCAACAAGGCUGGAGAAGCAGGCGGUGCAAAAAAGAAACAGCUGGAGAAACAUGUUGUACAAAUCAGGUUAAUUGGCAGCAGGUCAGCAACAUGAUUGGGCAUAAAAAGAGCAUCUUGAUUUAUAAAUUGUGAAACAAUUUCAGAAUAAUAUUCAUCAAAAUAAAAUUGUAAAAAAACUCAGAAAAUAUUAAAUCAUAAACUAGUCUGGAGAAGCAUCUGUGUGCAUGAGACGAGGCUGGAAACCCGGACUGGAUGCCUGUGAUUCGAUGGCUCUUUGGCUUCGGAGUAGAAGAGUCUGAGUGCUGAGCCAGCUGAGAACAUCUGGAGCAUCCUGAAACCAAAAAUGGGACAAAGAGGAGUCCGGACUGCUGGGCAUCAGUCCAGAACGGGACAACAGUCCUCUGGAAGUCCAGCAGCUGCUGUCCUCAGCUCACAGGCGGAUGUUACAGAGGAAACAUGGACCGGCCCAAACUUUUAGAGACGUGUUGAUACCAUCAAAUUCAAAACAGUCUCAUAUGUUCAUUAAGACUCAGUUUAAUCAUUUGACUCGUUUUUUGUGAAUAAAUGGGUUUGUGACAUUUGCAAAUCAUUGUAUUCUGUUUUUAUGUACAUUUUCCACAGCAUCCCAACUUUUUGUAUACUAGGAGAGAACUGUUAGUGAUGUGGAAGUGCUUUAGAGACACGUAGAGGCAACCGGUGUUUGUGUGUUAA